CUCCGUCACUUCGCCGUGCCUUAACCCCAUUAAAUACUCCUCCUCUGCCGCACACUCUCCUUCAAUCAUUCUCUCUCCUCUCUCUCCCCCUUUCCUCCCUCCCUCACGGCUCUCAAGCAGGCCGCCCUCUCAAGUUUCCUCCAAACAAAGAUCUGGUCGAGAACUUUUUUGCCUUCACUUAUUUCAGAGGAAGAGGAAGCAAGGAAUAAUGGCUAGACAGCAGCUCGAAGUCCUGAACGCGCUCGAUGUAGCAAAAACCCAACUUUACCACUUCACCGCUAUCAUCAUCGCCGGCAUGGGAUUCUUCACCGACGCCUACGAUCUCUUCUGCAUCUCUUUAGUCACCAAGCUCCUCGGCCGCAUCUACUACCGCGUCGACGGCUCUCCGACCCCCGGCACUCUUCCCCCAAACGUCUCGGCCGCCGUUAACGGCGUCGCUUUCUGCGGCACUCUAACCGGCCAGCUUUUCUUUGGCUGGCUCGGUGACAAGAUGGGUCGGAAGAAGGUUUACGGUAUGACCCUCAUGAUCAUGGUCAUCUGCUCCAUAGCCUCCGGCCUUUCUUUCGGCCACACGGCCAAAAGCACCAUGGCUACACUCUGUUUCUUCCGCUUCUGGCUCGGCUUCGGCAUCGGCGGCGAUUACCCCCUUUCCGCAACCAUCAUGUCGGAAUACGCUAACAAAAAGACACGCGGCGCGUUCAUCGCCGCCGUCUUCGCGAUGCAGGGGUUCGGAAUUCUCACCGGCGGGAUCGUCACGCUUAUCGUAUCCUCCGCCUUCAAAAACCAUUUCAAGGCGCCUCCUUACAGCGCGGACGCCAUCGGCUCCACCGUGCCGGAAGCCGACUUCGUAUGGAGAAUUAUUCUCAUGUUCGGCGCCAUCCCGGCGGGGGUGACUUACUACUGGCGGAUGAAGAUGCCGGAAACGGCUCGGUACACCGCGUUGGUGGCGAAGAACGCGAAGCAGGCGGCGCAGGACAUGACCAGAGUGCUUCAAGUAGAUAUCCAGGAGGAGCAGGAGAAGGUUGAGAGAAUUACUCUUAAAGAAAGCAAUCAAUUUGGUCUUUUUUCAAAGGAGUUUCUUCAUCGCCACGGCCUUCAUCUACUCGGAACGACGACGACAUGGUUUGUUCUCGACAUCGCGUUCUACAGCCAGAACCUGUUUCAAAAAGACAUCUUUAGCGCUAUAGGAUGGAUACCAAAGGCGGCGACGAUGAAUGCGUUGGAAGAGGUUUUCAAGAUCUCGAGGGCUCAGACUCUCAUCGCCCUAUGCGGCACCGUACCCGGUUACUGGUUCACAGUUGCGCUGAUCGAUAUUAUCGGACGGUUUACCAUACAAAUGAUGGGAUUCUUCUUCAUGAUGGUAUUCAUGCUGGGGCUUGCAAUUCCUUACCAUCAUUGGACGACGCCGGGAAAUCACAUUGGCUUCGUGGUUAUGUAUGGGCUAACCUUCUUCUUCGCCAAUUUUGGGCCUAACAGCACAACUUUCAUUGUACCGGCGGAGAUAUUUCCGGCGAGGUUGAGGUCGACGUGCCAUGGAAUAUCGGCGGCGGCCGGGAAGGCCGGAGCUAUUGUGGGAUCGUUUGGAUUUCUGUACGCAGCACAGAACAAGGAUAAGACGAAGACUGAUAGAGGAUAUCCGCCUGGGAUUGGAGUGAGGAAUUCUUUGUUUGUGCUGGCUGCUUGUAAUCUGCUGGGUCUUGUUUUCACAUUACUGGUGCCUGAAUCAAAGGGAAAAUCUCUGGAGGAGAUGUCCGGGGAGAACGAAGAGGAGGAAAUGCAGGAAAAUGCUGGUGGCAGGACAGUUCCUGUUUAAGCAAGAAUUUAUAUAUAUAUAUAUAUGCUUUAAAAUCAGGCAUAAAUCCUGUAGCCAAACAGUCCAAUAGAGUAAUUUUCUUGAUAUCGUUGGUACAAGGGAAGAAAUCUUGGUUGAUCUCGGGGUGAAAAGCUGAUCUAAUGGAUAUUCUUGUGAUUUAUAUUUGACUUAAUGGAGUAAGCGAUAUUAUUUUCAUGAGUUUUGUUAUUUGAUAGGAUAGUAGAUCUUGUGUGAGGAUUUCAACUCUAUUGAACUCUAAAAAAGAAGUGAAAAUAAAGAUGCAAUAAAGAGAAAUAUGAUUGGUUUGUUGUA
This is a messenger RNA of Dendrobium catenatum, 2125 nucleotides long. RefSeq names its product inorganic phosphate transporter 1-4. Gene Ontology annotation, biological process: phosphate ion transport; transmembrane transport. The record is from RefSeq and is a predicted model, not a curated record. The coding region runs from base 209 to 1813 and encodes 534 amino acids. Gene Ontology annotation, molecular function: phosphate transmembrane transporter activity. The transcript is spliced from 2 exons. Gene Ontology annotation, cellular component: membrane. Lineage: Eukaryota; Viridiplantae; Streptophyta; Magnoliopsida; Asparagales; Orchidaceae.